ACACGUUACCGAUUUACUUCAUUCAAUCUUUCUUUCACACCCUCUUGACUUCUUCAUUCCGUACCCUGAAUAACAAUCAUAUUGCAUCUAAAUAAGCUGCUGCAACUCGAUCGAUCGGUGGUGGGUUUUCGAGUUUUCGGUUGCAGCCGGUGCACACCAGGUGUUUGUGAAAUGUCCCCUGUGAAGUCACCCGAACAACACAGUGUUCGGGAUGUGGGGAAAACGAAUAAGUUUGUAGUUGGGAACGAUGAAGCGGAUGAGCUCCCCCCAGGGUGGACAAAGGAGUUGAAAACAAGAAAAUCCGGUUCAAGAACAAAAGUUGAUCGGCGCUACACGGAUCCCGUCACUGGAUACAUAUUCCACUCGCUCAAAGAUGCCCAACGCUAUGUCAAAACUGGUGAAGUGGGAAGCCUAGCGACCAAACCGAAGAACAACGAGUGUGUUGAUACGGAUAAUAAAGAUGAAAGAUUACAUAUGGAGGAAAAAGAAGAAAGGAGUGAAUCGAAGGAACAACACAGUGCUCGGGAUGUUGGGAAAACAAAUAAGAUUGUAGCUGAGAACGAUGAAGCGGAUGAGCUCCCCCCAGGGUGGACAAUGGAGUUGAAAAAAAGAAAACCCGGUUCAAAAACAAAAUUUGAUCGGCGCUACACGGAUCCCGUCACUGGAUACAUAUUCAUCUCGCUCAAAGAUGCCCAACGCUAUGUUAAAACUGGAGUAUUGGGGAGACUAGCACGCAAACCGAAGAACAAUGAAGAUGAAAAAUUACAUAUAGAAGAAAGGAGUAAAUCAAAAGAUAGUGAAACUUUGAGGCGUAAACGACCACUGGAUAAUACAGGAACCGAAUUUAGCGAAACUGGUAAGUCGGAACUGAUUCACCGUGCUUCAAAAAGACUAGCGGCACCAUCACCGCCAGAGCCUAAAACCCGUCAAGCUACACGACUAGCGGAAGUGACAGUUGAUGCAUCGGUCUCAUCACCAUCACAGGUAGAACCUAAAACCCGUAACGCUACACAUAAAGGUGGAAUCAAAAUCAUAUCACCACCACCAUCACCGCCAGAUACCAGAAUCAAGAUCGAUGCAUCAGUAACACCGCCACCUGUUUCUAAAACCCGUCAAGCUGCACACCAAUCUGGAAUCGAAAUUGAUUCACCAACAUCAUUGCGAGAUUCUAAAACUCGUCAUGCGACACCGCUAGUGGGAACGGAAGUUCCAUCGCCGCCACCUCAGCCAGAGCCUAAAACCCAACAAGCCAAACAUCUAUAUAGUAUCGUAGAUAAUGCAUCACCAGCGUCACUGCCACCGGCUAAAACUCGCAGAGCUACACGACAAGCGGGUAUCGAAAUUAACGCACCACCACCGUCACUGCCGGAUACCCGAACCGGCCGCCAGGCUACCCGAGCUAGACUUGUUAAUCUGGCUAGUCCGAAAAAAACCGACAAAAAAACCGAAGCGGAAAAGAUGACCGACAAGCAUAAUCAAGAAAACCAUGGGAAUCCUAAAGAACAUAAUAACAAGAUUGAGAUGGGACCCGCCACAUUGCCGCCAGUGUAUUUUGAGAAGAAAGAAUUGCCUGCGGUCAACGCUACAGUAAGCAACCCAAUGCCACAAUCCGGUUAUGGUUACGGAGGGAACAUGAAGUCGUCAGACUCGUCAAUCAACUUUUCCAUGAACGAUUUGUGGACAGACCCGUGCAUCGAAUUCGCUGUAAAAACACUGACAGGCGCAAUCCCAUGUGAGGAUUUAAACAAACCCGAAAAUCCGGCACCGUCGCCGUUAAAGGUGCCGUUAGAAGAUCUCUGGACAGACCCGUGUAUUGAAUUCGCUGUAAAAACUCUCACAGGUGCAAUUCCGGUUGGGGAAAAUGAUCGUUUACAGCAACGAACCGACACCAGUAGAAAUACCCGGGCCCCACAUGAUUUCUAUCUGCCUGAUGUGGGCCCCGCAGGGCAGAAUAAGCAACAGCAACAGCAGCAGCAGGGUUCGACGUAUGGAAACGUUGGUUUUCAAAAUUCGGGUAAUUUUGCUAACGGGCAGUGUUCGAGAUAUAGGUUCUUUUAGUAAAGUUAUUACCGUUAAAAUGUGCAGUUUGCAGACAGACAGACAGACAGUCAACCACAUAGAAUGUUAGUUUUAAGGUAGUCUUGUGUUGAUGUUUUUUGUAAUGUAUUUGAAGUUUCUGAUCAGUUGUAAACUGUAUUUUGAAAUGGUAACUGCUGAUUAGCUGCUGGUUGUUAGACUCAGCCCUCUUUUGUUGGAGACCAUGGUAUCUAGUGUAUACGGGUUGACCCGGCCCAUUUUGACA
Molecule: messenger RNA, 2302 nt
Organism: Helianthus annuus (common sunflower)
Lineage: Eukaryota; Viridiplantae; Streptophyta; Magnoliopsida; Asterales; Asteraceae
Product: methyl-CpG-binding domain-containing protein 13
Exons: 7
Coding region: 172-2058 (628 amino acids)
Molecular function (GO): DNA binding
Source: RefSeq, a predicted model, not a curated record